AUUGUUAUAGUUGUCACUCCAGCGUAUACGUCUGUACAAGACCUACAUACUAAAUCGGAUAAAAUUGUCUUUAACACAAACAGCCAAGAUGAGGAUACUGACAGCGAGUUUAUUAUUUUGUCUAUUCGCUGUUUCCAUAACCGAAGCUGACAAAUGCGAAGGAAAACGAGACAUAGUUUUUCUUCUCGACAUGUCGGGAAGUGUUGGCGAGUACAAUUUCCGUACGACAAUGUUAAACACCGUUGCCAAAAUAUCAAACAAUUUCUACAUUGGACCAUACAACACUCAAAUUGGAGUAGACGUGUUUUCAACAUCCUCCAAAACAUCCAUAAAAUUGAAAGACUAUAGAAACGGAUACUCUCUUAAUCGCGCAAUUAGAAGAAUUAAAUAUGAAGGUGGCUAUACAAAUACUUACCUUGGUCUGAACCAUGUCCGACGCCACAGCCUCUCAUAUAGAUAUGGACACAGAUCUGGUGUACCACGAAUUGCCAUUGUCCUCACGGACGGAAAAUCUCAGCAUAAAAGUAAAACUUUGACCGCAGCUAGAAAUUUGAAGUAUGCAGGAGUUAAAAUAUUUUCUGUUGGAAUUGGGAAUGGUAUUGACUGGGCUGAAGUUAACGGUAUAGCAUCUUAUGGCAGGAAAAGAGCUGCUCAGAAAAUGUCUUUAAUGGUGCAAAACUUCAAAGAACUUAAUACACCUUCAUUCAGACAUCGAAUUACAAAUAUGGCAUGUAAUGUGGGUUCCUUUAUCAAACGUAAGCCUCUUCCCCAGUCCAGACCUUCUAUGUUUAAAGGAUUAAUCUCAAAGAUAUAAUGAUUAUGCAUGUGUUCCGUAUGACGAGACAAAGACUUGUUUAUCAUACAAAAUAAAUAUUGCAACCAC
Messenger RNA from Mytilus trossulus (common blue mussel), 883 nucleotides. Its product is annotated as collagen alpha-1(XIV) chain-like. The record is from RefSeq and is a predicted model, not a curated record. The transcript has 6 exons. Lineage: Eukaryota; Metazoa; Mollusca; Bivalvia; Mytilida; Mytilidae. The coding region runs from base 89 to 814 and encodes 241 amino acids.